CACUGUUGUGCCUCUGUUACAAAAAAUACGCUGCAAAUACAAUUAAAAUGUGGCAUUAACCUUCAGAUAUUUUGUAUCAGAUAAAAUACUAUUUUAAUACGAUGAGUCCUCGUCCAAAAGGUAUUAAAGAGAAUCAAGUCAUAUUAGCGGUGUCAACGUCUCUAGAGGAUGCGCUGGAAGCGGCUCUGCGCGGCGCGUUUGAGGUCGCCCUGGAGAUGGCAGUGAAGGAAGUCAGUAGAUUAACGGGUCAGGCGCUGCGAGAUUUUCAAGAUCAGAUACAUGAAACCCAGCAAGAGAACAUCACACUAAAACUACGAAUACAGCAGAUCCAUAUCGACCAAACCAACGCAAAACAACUCAGUGAUGCUUAUCCAACACGGAGCAGGGUCAGAUAUGACAUUCUGGGUCAAAACACACCGAGACAUUUCUGUGAAAAGGUGUCCGAGAAAGCCGAUGAAUAUGUGAAAGAAACUUUGUAUGAAAUAGACGAUGAUGGUUAUCCACGAUCACACGAAAUGCGCACAGUAGCCAUAAAUGAAAACGAUACCUCAGAUCACAUACAAGAGGUAGAGCCAAGGGGUCAGGACCCGUCAUCAUUUCAGCCAAAGUUUGAGCAGGUUAAGAUGAAGAAUGAAAAGGCAGAACCAGACUUGAUUGGCAGUUCUGGGUGUGAUCUUGAUGCUAGACCAGACUGUAGUUUUGACAAUAGGUCUAAUAAGGAGUUUGAGCUGGACAGAAUAGCUUUGGCCCAGUCUAAACUGACAGUGGAUUGGAGUCCCGAUUCAGAGCAGCAAAAGAAUGAGACUGAAAGUUUGGAUCCAGGACCCAGCCUUGGUACCUCAGAAAUCUUUUUGCCAUCAAGUGGCUGUGUAUCUUCAUUUUCCAAUCCAUUUGAUGGACUCUACCAUUCAGCAGACAAGACUUCCCUCACCCAGCCACCCGGAAAUUUUAGACACCAAGUGAGGACAGACCUGCAAUCCAAGCUGUAUGUUUGUAAAUUCUGUGGUCAUUCAUUUCAUAGUGAAAGUGAUCAGCGUAAUCAUCACAUUCAGUAUCACAAGCCUGUUAAGAGAGUAGGGAAAGGUGAUGAUGCAACCAGGACAAAAGAACGAAAACAGCAACUUUUUCCUCCUGGCUGCAGCCCGUAUCAUUGCGACGUGUGCAAUCGGGACUUCAAUCGCCUGGAGAACUUAAAGACACAUUUGCGGAUACACACUGGUGAGCGUCCGUACUCCUGUUCAGUUUGUGGGAUACGGUUUCGCCACGGAGGGGCACUGACACGCCAUUUCCGCAUUCACACUGGGGAAAAACCUUACGUGUGCUCAGAGUGUGGAAAGAGUUUUAGGAACUGUGGGGGUCUACGCUUCCACCAGAAAGCACACAAUCAAGUACAUUCCUUGAGUAGUUGAUGCUGCAUAUUUUGCUGCAGUAGUUGAUAUCGCAUAGAUAUUUUGCCUUUACCAAAGGGAAUUAUAAGUGAACAGCAAACUGCUCUACAAAGUUUCACAUUUUCUUUGUGGUUUAGUCUAUUGUGUGUUUGUUAAUUGUACACAUCUGCUAUUAUUGAUGGAAGUUAAUAACCUGAGAUUUGAACCAUUGCAAAUAUUACAUGAAUUCAAUAUCAGUUUUAAUAAGAGAAAUGCACUCAGUUUGUGCCUUUUACCCAGUGUCUUUAACCAUUGUGGCACAAGCAAUCAAGUUAAAGGUCCAUAACACAGAUCUCUCUCUUGGAUCUUGUUUUAAAAUUGCUGUGUUAAUAAAUUAGAAAUUGUGAAGUAACAACUGCAAAGUGAGGCUGUGCAACAAAAGGAGAAAUUUACUGUUGUAUUUUGAUUUUUACCUGACCUGACCUAAAAUAAAUGCUCCUCAAAAGCUAAAAUAACCAUGUUUUUUCACAUCAGUGUUGUAAGUACCGUGAAGUAGAAUUGAGAGGAGUAAACUUUUGUUUCACAGUGGAGAUCAUGGAAUUAUUUU
Molecule: messenger RNA, 1974 nt
Organism: Triplophysa dalaica
Lineage: Eukaryota; Metazoa; Chordata; Actinopteri; Cypriniformes; Nemacheilidae
Product: zinc finger protein with KRAB and SCAN domains 1-like
Exons: 3
Coding region: 102-1409 (435 amino acids)
Biological process (GO): regulation of transcription by RNA polymerase II
Molecular function (GO): DNA-binding transcription factor activity, RNA polymerase II-specific; RNA polymerase II cis-regulatory region sequence-specific DNA binding
Source: RefSeq, a predicted model, not a curated record